ACUCUUACCAAUCAAUCAUAAUGCUGCUCUGACUGAAUGCUAAUAGGUAAACAAGACAAAGACGAAGCAAGGAAUUAGCCACUUGAGCAGAACGAAUCAUAUCCCUCAAAAUGAUUGAUAAAUUGAAUUCCGAGGAAUCGCUUCUGUCAACAAAACGAAUGGUAAGGGAGAUUGUGAUCCCGCUAAAAAGUAGGGUGAUCCAAUGGAGCUGUAUAAAUUGUCAAAAGUUCGGUUGAAAUGUCGUUGCAACUUUGGUUAGAGAGAUGCUUUAUUUGUUCAUUCACCAAAAUAGAUCUGAUCAAAAUAGAAUUUGACGCCAUCCGAAUUAAUUUUGAUCAAUUCACCAUCAUGUACCACACCAAAGUAUUGUUGAUCGAUCUUAUUGCCUGGACAAGUACCAUCAGAAGCGACUGUAUACAAGAUAAAGUGUUCUUCCGGAGUCCCAGGAGGAACAUGAAUCUUGAGAGUCUUUUUGCCGUUACGAUACCAGCAAACUGUGUUUGUCAGAUAGUAUGUACCACUGCAAUCAUUUCCGUCUUCAUCACAAAGUUCAGCGUACAAUCCAUCACCACGAGGGAUGAGACCUUCUUGAACAAUACUACCACGGGCAUUCAUGACGCGAUCAUCAUCAUCACGACGAAAUACGGUCGCAUCAUUGAUCGGAAUGCUAUCACGAGCCAUUUGGAGGUUUGCAGUAUUUGCACCCGGUGCUGCCUUGACAAACUUGAUUACACCGAUAGCCAAAGCUGAGAAGAUGAUUGGUGUGAAACGCAUUUUAAUCAAAGUACAGGAUGAUCGGAAGAUGGGAAGGAGAAAGGGUGUUCUUCUACGUUUCAAUCUUUCAAGACAAUAGCAAGCUCCGCUCAGAUCAUCUGCAUGACAAGUAGCAUUUUUAUACCGUAUCCAU
Meira miltonrushii is the source of this 907-nucleotide messenger RNA. RefSeq lists its product as uncharacterized. The transcript has a single exon. The coding region runs from base 238 to 750 and encodes 170 amino acids. The record is from RefSeq and is a predicted model, not a curated record. Lineage: Eukaryota; Fungi; Basidiomycota; Exobasidiomycetes; Exobasidiales; Brachybasidiaceae.